Molecule: messenger RNA, 2442 nt
Organism: Alternaria metachromatica
Lineage: Eukaryota; Fungi; Ascomycota; Dothideomycetes; Pleosporales; Pleosporaceae
Exons: 4
Coding region: 1-2442 (813 amino acids)
Source: RefSeq, a predicted model, not a curated record
AUGCUUGUCUCGCUAGAGCAAGAGGCCGACGAUGGCGAUGGCGAUGGCGAUGGCGAUGGCAAGCCCAAGUUUGGUGACGCUGUUCCGGCCUCUCUCAAGGAACCCCGCAACUCCUACAGCUUUCACAGUUACGCGGCUUCGAUCAGUCUGAAGAGCUUCUCGCAACUCCCAUUACUUGGGCAGGAUCGCUCAGCCAGACUGCUACAUGAUCUCAGGCGCAACGUGCUGGUAUCCGCAAAACCGCAUGUCUUCGUCUUGAUGAGCUGUGUCGAAAUAUCUGCAAGCGGUCAGUUACUUGUAGUCUCCAAAAGGAUCUUGCUCCUUGUCAACUCAGUCAAAGCCGCAGCGAAGCUUGGCAUUCGCGCGCUGAUUGGGAAGGCAGCGGUGCUAUGUACAACCGCGUCUGUCGCCACGACCCCGAGCUUCAACGUCAUCCGUCAAUCUCACGCCGUGUUCUUGGAAGGAACUGGACGCGCCAGCAAUGCCGAGAUUGCUGGCUUCUUCAGCCACUUCUGGGACGCCUGUCUACGAAUGUUCAUCGGCUCCGUAAACCAAUUGGGUCCGGCUGCAUUUGGUCAGAACAACGAGAACCCGUUCGCGAAGCAGCUGACUUUAUCAACUCCCCUUCGAUGGGCUGCCGCGGACCUCGAGAUGAAGGAACUCAACCAGACAUCUCGAUUCAAGAACUCAGCGCUGCUAGAAAACUUCUCAAGCCUCCCGGCAGAGAUGAAGACCAACAUCUUCGCCUCCGUACGCGACAAAGCCACCAAUGCAGCCGUUCGUCUCGUCAACCACGAAUGGCGAGACAUCAUCACGCCAAUGGCUUUUUCGAACCUUACGAUAGCGUCGAAUAAUAUCACCCCAGAGAUGCUGAACACAAUCCUCGAGCCUGGGAACGGCGUCAUACCCCACGUAAAAAGUAUCUACAUCGCCCGCGUUGGCACCGAGAAGCUGUACGGCGCAUGCGACUAUUCCACGCAGAUGCUACUCAUGGCAAUCAUCAACGAACUUCCCAAGGAGGCACUGUGUGCUCUAGCUGGGGAAGUCAAUUUACCCACAGGGAUUUUGUUGCAUUUGCUGCAGCAUCAGACGAAGCUGAAGCGGCUCGAUGUUCUUUUCAAUCUGGGGCUUGGUACUUCUAACGUAAGCUACGCACACGGAGCUCACAAAUCGUGGAUAUCCUCUCGGCUUGCGAGCAUCGAGUCGCUCACCGUGAUGCCCGAUGACAUGGGCAGCGAACAAUGCAAGGCGGCUGAACUACUCGUGCGCAGCGCUCCGAAUCUCAAAGAACUCAGGAUUGUGACACGUCCUGGUUGCCUCAGUCUAAUGGCGUAUCCUGACCGCCCAGAUGCACGACCAGACUGGACCGUCUUCGGAGGGCCGUUUGAAAGUGGCAGUGCGCCUCCUCGACUCAAGUUAUCACGGAUGAGCCUGGAGCAGGUGGUCUUGGAGCGAAGAGCUGCAGCUCUAAUGCAGGGCAACGUCGACUUAUCCAAACUCAAAUGUCUUCAGCUCGUGGAUUGCGAGAGCAUCGUCGAUCUCAUGACAGUACUUGCGCCCGUUUGCAACCUCACUGAGUUGAACAUCACGAUGGCUCGGAAUUCUUCUCCACUGGAAUACACCAUACGAGCUGUCGAAGCACUCCUCAACCCCUUCAACAGCCUGGAAAAGCUUUGGCUCGACAUGGCAGACGGACGCUUGGUCGAUGUAUCUUGUAUCGUCCGCCACACCUCCCUCCGCCAACUCGGCAUAGACGGCCAGAUUACAGACCGCGUACCCUUCUACCCCCCGAAGGAUCUGGAAAAAAUACUAAAAUCACUCCCCUAUCUCGAAGGCCUCGCCGUACACUUCCCCCGCCAAUCCCUCCACCCGAUCCGAGAUCCCAACCCACUCUCUUAUCUAGUGCCAGACCGGCCCGGCUCCGACAUGGUAUUCGACCAGAAGACUUAUCUGACCCAUAUCGCCACACACCCCCAUCUGAAACACCUCCGCCUCCUAUCCCCACCGGAUAUCCACUAUACCCGCGACAACUUCCCGCCACAUCGUGAGCCCGACGCCUUCGGCUUUGCUGUACUGGACGAGAUGGUUAUGCAGCACUAUACAGCACAGAUGCUGUACCAUCUGAGCAGUUCAGGCUCGCGAGUACAAGUUCUGGGUAUUUCACCAGGUGCAAGCCAUAUCGUGGAGAAAACGGGGCUGGAAGAUGGGAAUGGCCAUUCUUGGCCGGAGUAUUGGUAUAGAAAGGGAAGAGAUUGUGGUGACGGCGAGAGCGGGUCACUGGAGAUGAUGGCAGCGAAAGAGCCGGUGAAGGAGGGGGGAGGAGAUGUGUUGGGGAAGUUGAAGGAGGUUGCUGUGCCGAUGAAGAUAGGGCCUGGUGUGCUGCUUAACACGGUGUUUAAGCAGAUGUUUGAUGUCGGUGGGGGAUUGAGAGGGCCGCCAUGA